This is a messenger RNA of Strongylocentrotus purpuratus (purple sea urchin), 2360 nucleotides long. Its product is annotated as F-box/WD repeat-containing protein 11. NCBI's taxonomy places the organism in Eukaryota, Metazoa, Echinodermata, Echinoidea, Camarodonta, Strongylocentrotidae. The transcript has 12 exons. Gene Ontology annotation, cellular component: cytoplasm; SCF ubiquitin ligase complex; nucleus. The record is from RefSeq and is a predicted model, not a curated record. Gene Ontology annotation, biological process: regulation of proteasomal protein catabolic process; protein polyubiquitination; proteolysis. Bases 27 to 1532 code for a protein of 501 amino acids. Gene Ontology annotation, molecular function: protein binding; ubiquitin-like ligase-substrate adaptor activity.
GAGGAAAGGGAUCUUACAAAAAAAACAUGGUGACUUUUGAGGAUCAUCUACCAAGGGUUGCUUCUUGGUUUGAUGACUGCUCACAAGAACAGCAGAAUCAAGUUUUAAAGCUAUUAUUUUCUAAAUGCAAGCCUUUGCAGAUUCGUAAGCUGUGUGCGGACCUAGAACCAUUGCUUGCUGUUGAUGUCACUGCCUGUCUUCCUCCAGAAUUGAUUGAUCGUAUAUUCAGCUAUCUGUCUGUUACGGACGUAUGUGAGGUUGCCAAGUGCAACGCUAGAUGGAGGGAAUGUGCAAAUAGCGAUAUACUCUGGUUUUAUCAUUGUCAGAGAAGAGGAUGGCUUCAUUACGGUACCAUCCAUGACCUUUGUCAGGAACGACCUUUUAGCCCUAACCAGAAGAACAUCGCUAACACCUCACCUACAUUCACGUUUGAUUCGAUCAUCAAUGGAGCAGGCAUCACAAGUGGAGGUGGUGAUCCAGGUAGAAGAAGUAGCCUCCAAUCAACUUGCAGAUGGAAGGAGAUCUACAUGAGGGCUUAUCAUUUAAGUCUGAACUGGGCCCUAGGAAGAUACAAGGUGAUACCAGCCCUGAGAGGUCACAGAGAGACAGUGACAUGUAUGGAUGCGGAAGGAAUCAUUUUAGUGAGCGGGAGUAGAGACAGAACAGUAAGAGUAUGGAAUGUAUGUACCUCAGAAUGCAUCAGUGUCAUAGAUGCUCACACUGGUGCUGUAACUUGCCUAAAACUGAAGAAUGGCUUGAUCGUGACAGGCUGUUCCGAUAAACUGCUUCGAGUGUUUGAGAUCGGAUCAGGAAGGUGCAUCAAAUCACUUGAAGGUCAUACAGGCUCAGUAGAUCACGUGUGCUUCCAAAAUGAAUCCAUUGUCAGUGCUUCAAGUGAUAGAUCUGUUAGAGUCUGGUCAUGGCCUGAUGGCUGCUGUAGACAAAUACUCAGAGGACACAGUGAUGAUAUACAGUAUUUAGAUGUUCACAGAGAGAAAGCUGUUACCACUGCCUGGGAUACUACGGUCAGAGUAUGGGACAUUCACAGAGGAAUCUGUCUUCAUGUUCUUCGUGGACAUUCAGAAGGUGUGAUGUGUUGUAAGUUUGAUGAUAAGAUCAUCGUCAGUGGUGGAGGAGAUGGUCUCAUCAAGAUAUGGGACACACAUGUAGGAGUCUGCACAAAGACACUUGAAGGUCAUACAGAUGAAGUGUAUUGCCUUGACUAUAACAGCAAUGUGAUAGCAUCAGGUUCAGCCGACAGUACAGUCAGGCUAUGGAAUUAUGAAGGUAUCUGUCUGAAUGUGAUGAAGGAACACAUAGGUGUUGUGCGCUGCUUGAGAUUGUCCAAUGAUAGACUGGUAACAGGAGGAGACAGAAAGAAGAUCGUUGUGUGGGAUGCUCAGGAUGGAAGACUCUUGAACGUUGUCCAUCGGAACCCCAGCUUGCUUCAUCUGAUGUGGACGAGUGAUACCAAGAUAAUGAUCGCAUCCCCUCAAGCUCCUGGAACUGUGACCAUCCUUAGCUACUGGUAGAUCAGUCACAGUGGUGUACCCAUCACAGAUUGAGGCCAGCAUACCCCCCUUCUUCCCCAUUGUGGAGGCAGAGCAACAAAUUCAAUACUAUAGCAGUUGGUCCUUGGGAAGAUGGAUUGGCCAAAUAACCAUGUCUGCAUAUGGAACUUUGGUAGACUGUGAAUUAACAUCAGUUAUUCAAACAAAGCCUGCUGAAUUUGAUUUAUGCGAGUGAUACAAAGAUUCUGAUGGCAUCCCAAGAAGUGCCAGGAACUGUCUUCAUCCUUAGCUAUUGGUAGACCAUGGAUCACCAUUGUUUAAUUGUAACCUAGCUUGUUUCAUAUCAUGUGGACUAGUAAUACAAUUUAAAUUAAAUGAAGUUCCAUGAACUAUCUAUCUACCAAUAACCAUCCAUGACAACUGGUAGAUGUUGAAAGUAUUACCUUCACAGAUAUUGAGUUUAAGUCGUAACUGAGAAAACGUUGAUCUAGUGACUGCUUUCCUGAACAAAGUAUCUCUAGAUACUAGGACAGCUGGGAUUGUAAGAAACGGCAUUAUUGGUCUUUGAUACUGUAAAUGAUUGUGGAAUGAUAGAGGUUUAUACCUUUUUUUAAUUGCUGUUUGAUGUUGGUGCUGUUUUACAUGUGUUUUUUUUAUGCUACAGUAUUUCUACAACUGUGUGUCAAGUAUCAUGUUCUUCCUUGUGAAGCUUCCUCUAUUUGCUUGCUGUGAAUAUUCACAAGAAAAUUUGAAGUGCAUUGCCAUUGAGAUGUGCUUCAUUACACUUUGUUCAGAUCAGAUAUAUAUAUGAAGACUUAAAUACCACAUUGAAAUAUAUUGUAAAUUCUG